AAUAAGAGGAAGGGCCGUUGACUACAGGCUGCAACGACCUGCAAUCUGAUGAUAUUUAUGUAAAAAAUAUCAUAUUGAGAAUAUGAGCAGAUGAUUUGUAUAUUAUAAUCUAAGCUUUCUUGAAUGGUGGGUGAUAAGUUUGUAUUGUGGGUUUCUUUUGUUUUCUGCUUCAUUCAGUUGCUUGAUCACUUUGCAAAUGUUUCUGGAACUGCUGAAGGCGAUGCUUUGUAUGCACUGAAGAACAGUUUGAUUGGUGAUCCUAACAAUUUUCUGCAAAGUUGGGAUUCAAAUGCAGAUCCUUGUACUUGGUUUCAUGUCACUUGCGACGAGGAGAAACACGUUAUAAGAGUUGAUCUUGGAAAUGCAAACCUAUCGGGUCAAUUGAUUUCACAGCUUGACCAGCUUCCAAAUUUGCAGUACUUGGAACUUUAUGGUAACAACAUAAGCGGCAGAGUUCCUGAUGAGCUUGGGAACUUAACAAGCUUGAUCAGCUUGGAUCUUUACCAAAACAAAUUGAUCGGUCCUAUUCCAGACGCGUUAAAAAAGCUCCAGAAAUUAAGAUUCCUGAGGCUAAACAACAACACUUUUACUGGCACUAUACCUUAUUCUUUGACUACAAUCUCGUCGCUGGAAGUCCUUGAUCUUUCGCACAAUCAGUUAACAGGACGAAUUCCAGUCGAAGGAUCCUUCAGCCUUUUUACUCCCAUUAGUUUUGAUGGCAACAAACUUGACAAUCUUGUUUCUCCACCGUCUUUAGUUCCACCAGCACCUGCAUCUUCUAAAACUGUCAGAACUGGAGCUAUUGCUGGUGGAGUGGCUGUCGGUGCUGUGCUGCUGUUUGCUGGUUCUCUAAUUGUGCUUUCUUGGUGGUCAAAAAAGAAGAGAAACGAUAUUUUUUUUAAUGUACCAGCUGAAGAAGACACAGAAAUUCAUCUAGGGCAACUCAAGCGAUUUCCUCUGCGUGAAUUGCAAGUUGCAACAGAUAAUUUUAGCAACAAAAAUAUUUUGGGCAGAGGGGGUUUUGGAAAAGUUUACAAAGGCCGCUUGGUUGAUGGAACGCUAGUGGCUGUAAAAAGACUCAAAGAAGAACGGACCCAAGGAGGGGAACUGCAGUUUCAAACAGAAAUUGAGAUGAUUAGCAUGGCGGUUCACAGAAAUCUACUUCAGCUGCGAGGCUUUUGUAUGACACCAACCGAACGCUUGCUUGUUUAUCCAUAUAUGUCUAAGGGAAGUGUUGCAUCAUGUUUAAGAGAGAGAAGUGAGGCACAGCCUCCAAUAGAUUGGCCAAAAAGGAGGAGCAUCGCACUUGGAUCUGCAAGAGGACUUGCAUAUCUGCAUGGUCAUUGUAAUCCUAAGAUCAUUCACCGUGAUGUCAAAGCUGCAAAUAUAUUAUUAGAUGAAGAGUAUGAAGCAGUGGUCGGGGACUUUGGGCUGGCAAAACUCAUGGACUACAAGGAUACUCAUGUUACUACUGCUGUACGCGGAACUAUUGGACACAUAGCACCUGAGUAUCUAUCCACAGGAAAGUCUUCAGAGAAGACUGAUUGUUUUGGCUAUGGUAUCCUGCUUCUUGAACUCAUUACUGGACGAAGGGCUUUUGAUCUUGCUCGUCUUGCCAAUGAUGAUGAUGUGAUGUUGCUUGAUUGGGUGAAAGGGCUUGUGAUGGAAAAGAAGCUGCAAUCAUUGGUUGAUGCUGAUAUGCAGGAUAACUAUGUAGUUGAACAGGUGGAAGAGUUAAUUCAGGUAGCUUUGCUCUGCACACAAGAUUCACCAUCUGAACGUCCUAAAAUGUCCGAAGUUGUUAGAAUGCUUGAAGGUGAUGGCUUGGCUGAGAGGUGGGAAAAAUGGAAGGAGGAGAUGUUUCGUCAAGAAUUGAAUAACACAAACAAUCCGUUUACUCGUUGGACCAUUGCUGAUUCCACCUACAACCUUCGAGCUGAUGAAUUGUCUGAACCAAGAUAAUCCCAUCAUGUCACUUAUCACAUAUAGAUUUUGAGGACCUAUUGUUAGACAAAUUUAUCUGUCUACGAGCCCACGUAGCUCAAUGUGCUUUGACUGUGUAGUUAGAAUCAACCAUUUUAAUUUUUAUUCAGUCUUUAAUAUUAAACAUCAUUCCUGACAUUGAGGGGUAACUGGUAAGUAAAAUGUUUUAUAUACAAAUUCUCCUCUCUUCUUUUUUUUCUUA
This is a messenger RNA of Daucus carota subsp. sativus, 2185 nucleotides long. Its product is annotated as BRASSINOSTEROID INSENSITIVE 1-associated receptor kinase 1-like. Bases 124 to 1962 code for a protein of 612 amino acids. The record is from RefSeq and is a predicted model, not a curated record. Gene Ontology annotation, biological process: protein phosphorylation. The transcript has 11 exons. Gene Ontology annotation, molecular function: protein binding; protein kinase activity; ATP binding. NCBI's taxonomy places the organism in Eukaryota, Viridiplantae, Streptophyta, Magnoliopsida, Apiales, Apiaceae.